GGUCAUCACUGAAUCAUCACAAUUGAUGGAAGAUGGGAAUCAAGAAAAUAAAUUCCAGAAGUAUGGAGGAUCUAGCAGAUAUAUCAAGGGGAUGGAAGAAAGGGUCAGAUUUGAAAAAACCUGUUUCAGCACAAUUGAGGCGAUCUAUCAGUAAACCAGCACAAAGUGAUAAGGCUGAAAGCCAAGCAAGCAAACGUGCUAAUACCUGCAAGCCUUCAAAUCGUAGAAGACCUACUGAGACAGUCAUAAGGUCACUGUGAUCAAACCAGCUCGCUGAAAAAUACAACUUGUUGGUUCAUAAAAAGAAUGUUAUUGCAGACCAAGCUCAGAAGAAGCUCGAACAAGAAUUGAACAUGAAUUAAGGGUACAAGCGUUUAAAUAUGACAGAAAUUAAAAAGAGGCAAUUAGACUCACUAAGACCCGAGGCAGAAUGACACCUGAU
Messenger RNA from Acanthoscelides obtectus, 442 nucleotides. Lineage: Eukaryota; Metazoa; Arthropoda; Insecta; Coleoptera; Chrysomelidae. The record is from the annotation of a GenBank genome assembly.